Messenger RNA from Helicoverpa zea (corn earworm), 1696 nucleotides. Its product is annotated as ubiquitin-conjugating enzyme E2 Q2. The record is from RefSeq and is a predicted model, not a curated record. Gene Ontology annotation, biological process: protein polyubiquitination. NCBI's taxonomy places the organism in Eukaryota, Metazoa, Arthropoda, Insecta, Lepidoptera, Noctuidae. Gene Ontology annotation, molecular function: ubiquitin conjugating enzyme activity. Bases 130 to 1269 code for a protein of 379 amino acids. Gene Ontology annotation, cellular component: nucleus. The transcript is spliced from 8 exons.
UUUAUAAUAAUUUCCGCCAUUACGUUCCGCCAUUUUGCUUGGUCGCGGAGUGAACGUAAAAUUUAUUCUCAUGUAUUUUAUCGUGGAUAACUAUUAGUUAGUCUAGAAUUAGUGUUUCAACAAACACUAAUGGCUUGCUUAAAUACACUUAAGUUAGAAAUCAAAACAUUAGAACAAGUGUUUCCAAAAAACCAUGAACGGUUUCAGAUAAUGUCAGCCAGUGUCGACGAACUGACCUGCAGAUUCGUUGGCAAAAAUGGAAAGAAAUAUGAAAUACAUGCAAACAUAACUGAGACAUACCCAAACACACCGCCAGUAUGGUUUGCUGACAGCGAGGAUCCCAUAGUUACAAAUGCUGUCCAGAUCCUGACAAAUACACAAGGCAGAGAUAACCAUGUUAUAAACCAGGUUGGUAUACUGUUGAGAGAACUAUGCAAGUUACACGGUGUACCAGAACCUCCAGAUUUGGAUUCCUUGUCACUUCCAGUGCAUCCAGCGCCACAGCAGAGAGUUCCAAGUGUGACGUCAAACGGCGCAGAAUCCGGCACAGAAGAGGACGAGGAGAUGGCGGCUGAGGAGGAUGAAUCUGAGGGUGAAGACGACUUGCCACUAGAAAUGGUCGACGACGCUGGACGGAGCAACAAAGACGACAUGGAAACAGAACAUUUAGCGACACUUGAGCGGCUGCGGCAGAACCAACGAGCGGACUACCUGUCGGGCAGCGUGUCGGGCAGCCUGCAAGCCACAGACAGACUCAUGAAGGAGCUACGGGACAUAUACCGCUCAUGCUCCUUCAAGAACAAUAUGUAUUCUAUUGAGUUAGUAAACGAUUCCUUAUAUGAGUGGAACAUAAGGCUCCGCUCGGUGGACCCUGACAGUCCGCUACACAACGACUUAUUAGUCCUCAAAGAGAAAGAGGGCAAGGACUCAAUACUCCUCAAUAUCAUGUUCAAAGAGACUUACCCCUUCGAACCGCCCUUCGUUAGGGUCGUGUACCCGAUUAUAUCAGGAGGCUACGUGCUAGUAGGCGGCGCGAUAUGCAUGGAGCUGCUGACGAAGCAGGGCUGGUCGUCGGCGUACACGGUGGAGGCGGUGAUCAUGCAGAUCGCGGCCACGCUGGUGAAGGGCAAGGCGCGCAUACAGUUCGGCGCCACCAAGGUGGUGUCCCAGUCGCAGUACUCCCUCGCCCGCGCGCAGCAGAGCUUCAAGUGCCUCGUGCAGAUACACGAGAAGAAUGGAUGGUUCACACCGCCGAAGGAGGACGGCUAAUGCAGGCCGCCUCCCUGCCGUUACAUUUAAGACUAAACGUGUGACAGUAACGCCCAAACAAACAAACAACCACUCCAAAUUUUACAAGUGACUAUGAGUUUGCGUGAAACUUUGCAUUAUGAUUCCAUUAUGAUGUUUUUAUUAUUGAGACGCAAUUAUGUAUGUGUUAAGUAUGACUGGAGACUAUGUCGAUAACUCGAGUAUUCUACGUGUACUUUAAUCGUUAAGUGCUGUUCUAAGAUGUGCGGGCGUUCGCGAGAGACUAUACAAGACUUAUAGGAAAUGUUUAACUGUGUAACGUUUUUGUAAUCAUUAAUUUCUCAGAAAGUUAUCCAUAUGGUAGCCUUAGACGUUACUGGAGUGUAAAGUUGAAAAAAAUUCUUUGCAUUUCUUUUUAGUUAUUGAAAUAAAAAACCUGUGAUUCUUA